Molecule: messenger RNA, 1671 nt
Organism: Yarrowia lipolytica CLIB122
Lineage: Eukaryota; Fungi; Ascomycota; Dipodascomycetes; Dipodascales
Biological process (GO): amino acid transmembrane transport
Cellular component (GO): membrane
Molecular function (GO): amino acid transmembrane transporter activity
Source: RefSeq, a predicted model, not a curated record
AUGUCUCGUCUUUCAACAGACGGUAACAUCACUGUGGAAGCAGUGCCAGUCAAACACGACAUUGGUGUCGACCUGGAAAAAUACCCUAAGGCCUUCAAUGAGUUCUCCGAUGAUGCCAACUCACAAACAGCAGACCAUACCGUCUUCCCCGUCGACCAGGAUCGUCUCUCAAGAUCUCUGUCUGGAAGACAGGUGCAGAUGAUUGCUAUCGCCGGCGUGAUUGGUACAGGUCUGUUUCUGGGCACUGGAAAGUCGCUGGCGAACGGAGGACCAGCUUCAAUGCUCAUUUGCUACACCAUUAUGGGCUUUCUCGUGUAUUUGACAAUGCUGUCGCUUGGUGAAAUGGCCACUUACAUGCCUGUGGCAGGUUCUUUCUGCUCCUACGCUUCGCGGUUCGUGUCUGAGUCUGUGGGCUUUUCCCUCACCUGGAACUAUUGGUUUAAUGACGUCACCUCCACAGCCUCCGAUCUGGUCGCCCUCCAGCUCGUGUUCAAGUACUGGUCCGAAUUCCCUGGCUGGGCCAUCUCUCUCAUUUUCUGGGUCUUUCUGAUCGUGCUCAACGUGAUCCAUGUCAAGGCAUAUGGAGAGCUCGAGUACUGGCUGGCCCUGCUGAAGGUGGUCACCAUCAUCGUGUUCAUCAUUCUCGGCAUUGUCGUCAACUGUGGAGGAAACCAUGACCACGAGUACCUUGGAUUCUCGUACUGGCACCUCGAGGGAGCUCCGUUUGUGAACGGCUUCAAGGGCUUUGCGUCUGUGUUUGUCACUGCUGCCUUUGCCUACGGAGGAACUGAGUCCAUUGGAAUCACUGCCGGAGAACAAAAGAACCCCACAAAGUCCAUGCCCCGUGUCAUCAAGACAGUCUUCUGGCGUAUCAUCAUCUUCUACGUCCUGUCGAUUUUACUGAUCGGCAUCAACGUGCCCUACAACUACCCCAAUCUGUCUUCCAAGGAAACCACCACCUCCCCAUUCACCCUUGUGUUCCAAAAGGCCGGCUCCAAGGUUGCAGGAUCUUUCAUCAACGCCGUCAUCAUGACCUCUGUUCUCUCAGCUGGUAACCACGCUCUGUUUGCAGGAACUCGACUAUUGUACACUUUGGCCAUCCAGGGAUACGCCCCCAAGUUUUUCGGUAAACUGACCAAGGCCAAGGUCCCUUACGUUGCUUUGCUCUUCACUUCGCUACUCUCGGGUCUCUGUUUCGGCUCUUCUUUCAUUGGAGCAGGUACACUCUGGUCCUGGCUCCAGAACCUUGUCGGAGUGUCUAACCAGCUGUCUUGGAUGCUCAUUGGAGUCACCUCCAUCAGAUUUAGAAAGGCGCUCGACAUCCAGGGCAAGGUCCACCAGCUCAAGUACGUCAACUGGACCUACCCUUGGGGACCCUGGGUGGUGGUUAUUCUCUCAGCAGUUAUCAUUCUGAUCCAGGGAUGGAGUUCGUUCGCACCCUGGAAUGUCUCAGAUUUCUUUUCCUAUUACAUUGAACUGCUUGUCUUCCCUUUGCUUUGGCUGGGAUGGCAACUGUGGUCCCGAACUACUCUGCUUAUUAAGCCGGAAGAUGUCGAUGUCGAGACUGACCGCUACCACGAUACUCCAGAGGACCUGGCCGAGAUGGAAUACGAGGCCCAGUUCAAGGGAUGGCGUAAGGCCGUCCACCUAGCAAAGUCUUUCUUUGUCUAG